AUGCAAGAAGAGAUAUUUGUUGGUAUUGACUUAGGAACAACAUUUUGUUGUUGUCAUUUCUUUAAUACUCAGACAAACAAAUAUGAAUGUAUCAAUUACUUAAAUGGAAAUUCAACAAUUCCGUCAACUGUUGAUUUUUUCACUCAACCUGUUAGUGUUGGAAUUCCAAAGCCUACUGCCAUUUGUGAAGUAAAAAGGUUUAUUGGAAAGAAAUUUGAUGAUGAACAAGUGCAAGAAGAUAUUAAUAAAAACUAUUUCCCAUAUCAAAUAGUUAAAGCAGAAGAUGGGUAUUGUCUGGUUGUGGUUGACUAUCCUGAUAAAGAAGAAGAACGAGUCGAGCCAGAGGUUGUUUCGGCGAUUGUUUUAAAAGCAAUUAAAAUUGAAAUUCAACGAAGAUUAAAUAUUAAAGACAAUAUAAGUUUAAGAGCUGUUGUUACAGUUCCAGCAUACUUUGACGAUUCACAAAAAGAUCGAACCAAAAAAGCAGUAUUAAUGGCAGGGUUUAGUUUAAUUCGAUUGUUGGCAGAGCCAUCAGCAGCUGCAUAUGCAUAUGGAUUAGAAAGUACAAAAGAUCAAAUGUAUCUUGCAUUUGAUCUUGGAGGAGGAACACUUGAUGUUACUAUAUUAGAAAAGAAAGGAGAAGAAUUUAAGUUUAGAGCGACUGGUGGUGAUGUUCAUUUAGGAGGAUUAGAUUUUGAUAUGAAUUUCAUGGAACUUGUUAUAAGUAAAAUGAAAGAAGUUGAUGAGAAAAAAGCACGAAGAUUUAUUUUGAAAGGAAGUGACAGUCGUUCACAAAAGAAAAUGAAGAAACAACGAAGGUAUCGAUUAAGAAAAGAGGUUGAAAAAGCAAAGAUUGAAUUAUCAGCCAAUUCAUAUUGUGAAUUAGACUUAUCCGAAUUAGUUGAUGAAGAUGAAUUUAUUAUUUCUAUUGAUAGAAGUGAGUUUGAAGAAUGUAAUAAAAAAGAAU
Messenger RNA from Entamoeba histolytica HM-1:IMSS, 967 nucleotides. Its product is annotated as heat shock protein 70, putative. The record is from RefSeq and is a predicted model, not a curated record. Gene Ontology annotation, molecular function: ATP binding; ATP-dependent protein folding chaperone. Lineage: Eukaryota; Evosea; Mastigamoebida; Endamoebidae. The transcript has a single exon. The annotation marks the transcript as partial.